AUGGGGUUGCAGGUCCCCCGGCGGCAGGGGGGGAAUACGCUAACCAGCCCCAGCAUGUCUUGGUUGGCAGGCGUGGCAGGGCAGGGCGGUACCUAUGUUACGACGAUUCUUUGGGACAAUCCCAGGGGCGACCACGGCGAAAGGAGAACUUGCGAUCCAAAGAGGCCAGAGGCCAGAGUCCAGAGUCCAGGACGGAAGCUCGACGAGAGUGUCUAA
Molecule: messenger RNA, 216 nt
Organism: Colletotrichum tamarilloi
Lineage: Eukaryota; Fungi; Ascomycota; Sordariomycetes; Glomerellales; Glomerellaceae
Exons: 1
Coding region: 1-216 (71 amino acids)
Source: RefSeq, a predicted model, not a curated record